Molecule: messenger RNA, 1575 nt
Organism: Schistosoma rodhaini
Lineage: Eukaryota; Metazoa; Platyhelminthes; Trematoda; Strigeidida; Schistosomatidae
Source: the annotation of a GenBank genome assembly
AUGAAUCUUCCAUUAGCUCUUCGUAUUUCUUCAGAUUUAUUGACUAUUAUUUUACUUCAUGCUGUUUAUUUUCUGAUCAAGUACUGUGUAAGUCACAAAUGGAGUUUCUUCUGUGAUGAUUGGAGCAUCAAAUAUCCAUAUAAAGAGAAUACUAUAACUAAUGUAGUAGUAACGUUAGUUAGUUACCUUACUCCACUUGUUACAAUUUGCUUAGUUGAGAUAACCACUGCUGUACUGAAGAGAUGUACUGAAAAUAAAAAUUAUUCAAUUAAGGGUUCCUUACCAUUUAUCUAUGAUUUCUGUGUUGCUGCUCUCAUAUCUCUUGGAACAACGUUUUUUCUAACUACAAUUACAAAAUACUAUCUAGGCCGUUUGAGGCCACAUUUUUGGGAUAUUUGCCGACCAAAUGUCCCUGUAAAUUGUACUGGUUUGCAGACAACAUAUACGUGUCAGGGUACCGAUUCAAAAUUGAUUGCUGAUGUAUUUUUGUCAUUCAUGUCGGGCCAUGCAUCAACAGCUUCUGCUAGUUUAUUUUUCACUGUGAUUUAUUUACAGGCUCGACUGCAUUUACCUGCGAUACCUUUCCUACGACCAUUUCUACAAUAUUGUCUGCUUUCUGUUUUGUUUUACAUAUGUGCCACACGUGUAACCGAUCACUAUCAUCAUCCAACAGAUGUACUGGCUGGAGCUAUAUUAGGCUUUUUGACUUCUGUCUUCGCCAAAUAGAAAUUUUUUUAUAUUGGUUCUAUCCAACCUUUAAUUUAUAAACUUAAAUCAUGUAAAGGAUGUUUUAAGGUGUAUUUACAAGUGAUUUAAAUAAUUAUAAUGGAUCUACAAUUGACUCUCAUUGACUGGACUCAAUUAAAAACGUCAGGUUCCAUAAAUUACAUAUCAUCACCUUUCAGUUAUUGUUUGGCUCCUAACAAUCAAAUACUAUCCAAUUUUAGUCAACCCUUACUUUGUAGCAUCAUUAGAAAUUUGUUCUUAUUCAUAACAUUCUUAAUGCAUAUAUUUUCUUAAUUUUUACGUCUCAAACAAGUUUUACAAAAUGUUUCAGCUUACUACUGCUGUUAUCGGUUUUUAUAGGUUUGGCGAAAUUGAGAAGUUUAUUUAAAAGUAAUCACUUAGUUCGAAAUUUUUUUAAAUGGUUUUGACUAACAUUUAGACUGUAGAAUACAUCAUAAUUGUAAACAUUCGGAAAAGAAAAUACUGGAUGAUGUCAUAAUAAAAAUUAGACGCUAACUCUAUCUUCAAUGGUACAAGUUUUAGGUUAGUAUUAUCCUUAGGAAAUCUUCAUCACACAAUGUUCGUGGUAGAUAAGUUAUCGCAAAGCAUUCAUCGGUUGUAAGUAACGUCGAACUUGGUUUUUUAUAUAUUUGGAUACAUAAAUAGUGGUACAAAGGGGCACCAAAUGCAUAUGCAUCACACAAGUCACUUGAUUUAUGUGCGGACUAUGAUACUGCCAGAGUGCCCAGACCGAAGCAGGUUGUGUUUCUUAGGGGACCACUCCCCUUCGACGUAAAUAUCUGAUCCACUAGGUAGUGGGGCAGCAUUAGGAGAUGCAGUCACAUGGUA